CCGGUUUUUCUUGGGUUAACCAUAAACCACCAUCAAUGCAUUUCUCGUUCCUGACUGCGGCAGUGUUCUUCCGUCGUCGUUGUCACCACCGCGUAACUUUUGCCGUUCAUAUAUAAACAAGCCUUGAUUGUUAAUUCUCCAAUGCCUCGUUACAAGGACGAAUCCCCUGCAGUUCGGGUCUACACUGUUUGUGAUGAAUCCAGAUAUUUGAUUGUGAGGAACGUUCCAGAACUAGGUUGUGGGGAUGAGUUGCUGAAAUUGUUUUCUUCCUAUGGAGAAGUCGAGGAGUGUAAGCCAAUGGAUGCAGAGGACUGUGAGAAAUACACUGAUGUAUUUUGGAUCAAAUUCCGCCUUGUCAACAAUGCCAGGUUUGCAAAAAGAAAAUUGGACGAUUUUGUUUUCUUUGGGAAUAAACUGCAGGUUUCUUAUGCUCCCCAAUUUGAGAGCCUGUCUGACACAAUGGAUAAGUUAGAGGGAAGAAGAAGGGAGGUUUUAGCACGAUUGAACCCUAGAAGAUCUAAAGAGACCACAGCCUCAAGCUCUAAGCCCCGGAUUACAUCAAAGACCAAUUGCUCACAACAUUUAGAUUCUAAUGCAAGGGAUGUAGAGCUCAAAGGAGGUUCACACAGUGGUAAUUUUCCAAUAAGAAUGGUUUCCUCUAAUGAGGAUUAUUUUGCUUCAAAUUCCAUGAAUCAAACAGUGAGUCUUGUGCGGGAUAAGCUUGAUAAGAUUCAAUCAAGUGGUGAGAAUACAAAAGCUGGAUCUGCAUCAAAGAAACAACGAGUUGAUAAUAGGAAGAGAAUUUAAUCUGCAAAUUAAUGUUUUGUUCUCACCUGCACUCCUAUGUUUUAUAUGAUUUUGGGUGUGAUAAAGCUCAAUCCCCAAGCCUGUAAGGAAAUUUUUUAUUUGAGGAGUCUCAUCCAAUUAUAUUGUGGGUCACAUACUCUGUUCCAAGAUAGGUUUUUUUUUUGUAUAAUGUUACUAACUGGUAGCGCAUCAGCAAUCCGUCCAGGUAACGGUGCUAGAAGCCUAGAACACUUUUGAAUUCCCAGUCACCAUGCAAUUUGUUUGCUAGCUUUUUGUUAACCAAGCCAUGCCUUAUAGGAAACCAUAUAUUGAAAUCGCAUGUAUAUUAUUUGAAAUUUUAAAUUAUAUAGCAAAUACGGUUUCCAUUUGGAUUGGUGCUA
Glycine soja is the source of this 1187-nucleotide messenger RNA. Its product is annotated as RNA-binding protein 48. The record is from RefSeq and is a predicted model, not a curated record. The transcript has 9 exons. Lineage: Eukaryota; Viridiplantae; Streptophyta; Magnoliopsida; Fabales; Fabaceae. Gene Ontology annotation, cellular component: nucleoplasm. Gene Ontology annotation, molecular function: RNA binding. The coding region runs from base 142 to 807 and encodes 221 amino acids.